ACAACAUGCUGCAUCUCAUCCUCGCUGCAUUGAUUUUGGUCCAAUCCUCUAAAGAUGUCACCUCCAGUCCUUUGCGUGAGGCUGACGAUGCGACUCAGGAUGACUGGAUAACCAAAGUGCUGAAUUACAUGGAGUCUAACCCCGAGACUUUAGAAGAGCUGAUGACCGAGGACUUUGCCGUAAUGGAGGGAGACAUUAUGUUGUUGAACGACAGGAAUGCAGUGGAGAGCGUUUGGCCGAGCAGAGCGAUCCCGUUCACCAUCAGCCCGGAGUUAGAAAGUCGCAAGCAGGUCAUCCUCUCUGCGAUGGACAUGGUGUCCGAACACACGUGUGUGUCGUUCCACAGACGAACCUCCGAGACAAACUACCUGACCUUCGGCACAAGCAAAGGUUGUGCUUCGUACGUGGGCUUUAUCGGCGGAGAGCAGCUGGUGUACGUGGGGUCGCAGUGCAUGAUGGGAAACAUCGUGCAUGAGAUCAUGCACGCUCUGGGUUUCCAUCACGAACACACGAGGAACGACCGCGACCAAUACAUCACCGUGCUGCAUCAUAACAUCAUGGAAGGGAAGGAGAGAAACUUCAAAAAGCAAAACGGAGAAACGUUCGGCCUGGAUUACAACGCCGCGUCCAUCAUGCACUACGGAGGUGGGUUUUUCUCAGAUAACGGCCUGCCCACCAUCGUCUCUAAAGAGGAAGUGAUGAACAUGGGUCAGAGAAAGAAGAUGACGGACAGCGACGUGCAGAGAGUCCGACUCCUCUACAGCUGCGAUCCUCCCAAAAAGACUGGAAGAAAUUAAACGUCAGCAGCCACUGGAGGGCGCCACAGCACCGGGGAGCCAAAACAUAUUUGAAUAAAAACGAAAGAUACACUCCA
This is a messenger RNA of Gymnodraco acuticeps, 874 nucleotides long. RefSeq names its product blastula protease 10-like. The record is from RefSeq and is a predicted model, not a curated record. Gene Ontology annotation, molecular function: zinc ion binding; metalloendopeptidase activity. The coding region runs from base 6 to 797 and encodes 263 amino acids. Gene Ontology annotation, biological process: proteolysis. NCBI's taxonomy places the organism in Eukaryota, Metazoa, Chordata, Actinopteri, Perciformes, Bathydraconidae. The transcript is spliced from 10 exons.